AUGGAUCUAGAUAGUGGUGCAGAUGUCAACAUUAUGGAUGAAUACCAAUUUAAAGCACUAGUUCACAGAACAUCUAUAAAUCCUAUGUUGGAGAAAACGAACAUAUCAUUAAGCACACUACAGAAUAAGCUGCAAAUCAAAGGAGAAUUUCAUACCAUUAUAAGAAGAAAAACAAGAGGAGUACCAGCUAGAGUAAUUGUUAUUAAAGGGAAGAUGAAGUCACUACCUUUAUUGAGUAGGAAAACAAUGGUGGAGCUAGGUAUGUUAGAAAUAAGACCAGAUGGUUCACUUUUAACUAUGAAUGAUUUGAGAAUGCAUGAGAGUAUGGUGAAGAGUACCAAUAUUGCAGAUAACGAAGAAACAUCAAUUAAAGAAAUAGUAAACAGACAUACAAACAUAUUUGAAGGAAUUGGAAGAAUCAGAGAUUUGAAAAAUGAUAAAGAUUUAUAUGCUAAAUAUAACAUGAAACCAGGAGUAGUACCUGUAGCUCAAAAACCUAGACCAGUUGCUUAUUAUUUACAAGAACCUUUGAAGAAAUGA
Lottia gigantea (owl limpet) is the source of this 540-nucleotide messenger RNA. RefSeq lists its product as hypothetical. NCBI's taxonomy places the organism in Eukaryota, Metazoa, Mollusca, Gastropoda, Lottiidae. The coding region runs from base 1 to 540 and encodes 179 amino acids. The record is from RefSeq and is a predicted model, not a curated record. The transcript has a single exon.